This is a messenger RNA of Halteromyces radiatus, 1647 nucleotides long. Its product is annotated as citrate synthase. The transcript is spliced from 4 exons. The record is from RefSeq and is a predicted model, not a curated record. Bases 30 to 1418 code for a protein of 462 amino acids. Gene Ontology annotation, biological process: carbohydrate metabolic process; citrate metabolic process; tricarboxylic acid cycle. Gene Ontology annotation, cellular component: mitochondrial matrix. NCBI's taxonomy places the organism in Eukaryota, Fungi, Mucoromycota, Mucoromycetes, Mucorales, Cunninghamellaceae.
UUUUUUUUUUUUCUUCAUCAUUGUACAUCAUGUCUGCCCUUCGUGCUUUCACCAAAGUUGCUCGUCAACCUACUUUACGUUUGAACGCUGUUCGUUCUUAUGCUUCUCAAGCUACGUCCUUGAAGGAACGUCUCGCUGAAAUCAUUCCUGAAAAACAAGCUGAAGUUAAGGCUUUCAAAAAGGAAUACGGUAGCACUGUUUUAGGUGAAGUUACUAUUGACCAAGCUUAUGGUGGUAUGCGUGGUAUCAAGGGUCUUAUCUGGGAAGGUUCCGUUUUGGACUCUGAAGAAGGUAUUCGUUUCCGUGGAAAAUCUAUUCCUGAAUGUCAAAAGGAAUUGCCUUCUGCCAUUCCUGGUGGUGAACCUCUUCCUGAAGCUCUCUUUUGGUUACUCGUCACUGGUGAAGUCCCUACUCCCGAACAAGCAAAGUCCAUCUCCAAGGAAUGGGCUGCUCGUGGUGACAUUCCCGCUUUCGUCGAAGACCUCUUGGAUCGUUGCCCUAAGACUCUUCACCCUAUGGCUCAAUUCUCUCUCGCUAUCAAUGCCCUUCAACAUGAUUCUCACUUUGCAAAGGCUUACGCCAAAGGUAUCAACAAGGCUGAUUACUGGGGUCCCACUUAUGAAGAUACUAUGGAUUUGAUCGCUAAACUCCCAAAGGUCGCCGCUCGUAUCUAUCGUAACGUUUACAAGGAUGGAAAGGUCCCUGAACUCGAUCGUGAUCAAGAUUACUCUUACAACUAUGCUAAACUUCUUGGUUUCGAACAAAACAAGGAAUUCGUUGAACUCAUGCGUCUCUAUCUUUUCCUUCACUCUGAUCACGAAGGUGGUAAUGCCUCUGCCCACACUACUCACUUGAUCGGUUCUACCCUCUCUGAUCCCUAUCUCGCUUUCGCCGGUGGUCUCAACUCCCUCGCUGGUCCCCUCCAUGGUCUCGCUAACCAAGAAGUCUUACGUUGGACUGUAGCAAUGCAAGAAUCUAUCGGUCACGAUGCUUCUGAUGAACAAAUCGAAAAAUACUUAUGGGACACCCUCAACUCUGGUAGAGUCAUCCCUGGUUUUGGUCACGCUGUCUUACGUAAAACUGACCCUCGUUAUAUGGCUCAAAGAGAAUUCGCCCUCAAACAUCUUCCAAACGAUCCUCUAUUCGGUCUAGUAUCAAAACUUUAUCACAUCAUCCCUCGUGUUUUAACUGAACAUGGUAAAACAAAGAACCCUUAUCCCAACAUCGAUAGUCACAGCGGAGCCCUUUUGCAAUACUAUGGGUUAGUUGAACAGGACUAUUACACUGUCAUGUUUGGUGUUUCCCGUGCUAUUGGUGUUACUUCUCAAUUGAUUUGGGAUCGUGCCUUGGGCAUGCCUCUUGAACGUCCCAAGUCUUUCAGUACUGCCUAUCUCAAGAAGAUGUAUGCCAAGAACUAAGGGUUUAUUAUAGUUUGUUAUUAUCCUUUUCUUUUUUUAUACAUUACAUUAGACUCACACUUUAUACAUACUCCCCUUCUUCAUUUUAAUAAAAAAAAUUGGUUUUUUUAGAAGUCAUUAGGCGAUUGUUAUAUUGGGUUGGAUGAUGAUGGAUGAAUAGUAUGAUGAUGAUGGAUGAUCGAUGAUGUUGGAUUAUAGAUAAAGAUGGAUAAAGGAUGCUGGAUACUGG